Molecule: messenger RNA, 1877 nt
Organism: Paramuricea clavata
Lineage: Eukaryota; Metazoa; Cnidaria; Anthozoa; Malacalcyonacea; Plexauridae
Source: the annotation of a GenBank genome assembly
CUCUGUGCGACUUACACGUGGAAUAACGAGCAUCAACAGCUCCUAACUUGUACUUGACAAGUAGUUUAGUACAAAACCUUUCACCAAAAUGGCUGUUAAACAAUAUAUCCUAGCCUUUCUUGUUAUUUCAAUUCUUUUACAUUGCUGCCAAGCCAGUUUGCUCCAGGAAACUUUAGCGAAAGCCGAACAGUUCAAAUCGGAAAACGAUGGAGAGAUUAAAGUUGAAAUAGUGAAUAAUGAGAAGAACAAUGAAGGCGAAGUUAAAAGUGAUGAAGAAACAGACAAUAAAGAAAAUAAAGACAAAGAAUCGAGCAAAGAAGAAGUCAGUAGCGAACCCAAAGCGAGUAUACACCUCAAAACGAUUUACAAACCAAUAGAUUGCGAUAUUAUAACAAAGUCAGGCAAAGUGGCCGUCUUGCAUUAUACUGGUUGGGUCGGGGACAAGAAAUUCGACAGUACAAUAGAUCCGUUAAAGCGAUAUGUCCCUUUCGAGUUUAUAAUUGGAACUGGUGCUGUGAUUAAAGGAUUUGAAAAAGGCAUUAAAGAUAUGUGCAAAGGUGAACAGAGGAAGAUUACCAUUCCUCCUGAGCUGGGAUAUGGUGAAAAAGGUGCUGGACUUAUCCCAGGUACGGAAUGAUGACUUUAUUUAUACUGGAUAGCUCUAUCAGUUCUAAACUGUUCUUCCUAGAGGUCCAGUAAGAAUCAUCUCUUAUUGAUCCAGUGUUACUACAGGAGGAAACCUAAAUUAAACUAACUUUAUUUAUACUGGAUAGCUCUAUCAGUUCUAAACUGUUCUUCCUAGAGUUCCAGUAAGAAUCGUCUCUUAUUGAUCCAGUGUUACUACAGGAGGAAACCUAAAUUAAACUAACUUUAUUUAUACUGGAUAGCUCUAUCAGUUCUAAACUGUUCUUCCUAGAGUUCCAGUAAGAAUCGUCUCUUAUUGAUCCAGUGUUACUACAGCAGGAAACCUAAAUUAAACUAACUUUAUUUAUACUGGAUAGCUCUAUCAGUUCUAAACUGUUCUUCCUAGAGGUCCAGUAUUAAAGGAUCAUCUCUUAUUGACCCAGUGUCACUACAGGAGAAACCGUAAACUAAACUAACUUUAUUUAUACUGGAUAGCUCUAUAAUUUCUCCAUACUGCUCCAGUGUUACCACAGGAGUAAACUGUAAUAUGAAUUAUACUGGAUAGCUCUACCCUCUAUAAACCUAGUGUAUUUUGUUCGUUUCUAGGCAACGCAACGAUUACGUAUGAAGUUCAACUGCUCGACUUACGAGAGCCUCCUCCCCAGGCCGACGUGUUUGGCGGGAUGGAUCAAGAUGGCAACAAGAAGCUGUCACGUGACGAGGUCGCAGACUACAUGAAGAAACAAGCACAGAUGCAUUAUGGGGCACCAAUGGAUGACUAUUAUUGGAAGCAAUAUCAUGACCAGAUGGUCGAUAAUAUCUUUGCUCAGGACGAUGAAGACGAGGACGGCCAUAUUUCACACAACGAGUUUAGUGGACCUAAACUUCAUCAUGAAGAACUAUAAUAUAAACCUACGAAUUAUGUACCUACGAAUUACGUACCUACGAACUAUGUUCCUACGAAUUAUGUACCUACGAAUUUUGAACCUACGAACUAUAAAUCUACGAAUUAUAUACCUUCUACGAAUUUUGAGCCUACGGCCUAUGAACCUACGAACUAUGUACCUCGAAUUGUGAACCACCGGAAUUACGAACCUUCGAAUUGUGAACCUACGAACUAUGAACAGUCUCAAUACAUCAUUUAGACAAACUUGAGCAAUGGUACUAUAGUUGUGUAAAAAAGUAGCUAAAUUUAAUUGGAGUCGUAUUGGUUAAAACGUUUAUGGCCACCGACCUGUGAUUGUAGACAAUGG